UUAAUUUGCGCGCGUGCGCGUUGGCUGUCAGAAAGUGCAGCAUAACCGGGAUCUGUCACCGAAAGUGUGUAAAAAAAUUGAGUUUGUAGUUGUUUUUGGUGGUUACAUCCAGUGAUAGGUUAAAAUAAUGGCGAAGCCCGAACAGGUCCUACACAUCGAACCCCAGAGCGAGCUGCGAUUUCGAGGACCCUUCACCGCUCCAGUGACCUCUUACAUGAAACUAACGAAUCCAUCAGACAAAAAGGUUCUUUUCAAAAUCAAAACGACAGCGCCAAAAAAGUACUGCGUACGCCCCAACUCGGGUGUCCUAGAGCCCAACACUUCAAUAGAGAUAGCAAUAAGUCUCCAGCCGUUCCUGUUUGACCCAGCGGAAAAGAACAAACACAAAUUUAUGGUGCAGACGUUAUUCGCGCCAGACGGUGACGUGAAUCUCGAACAGUUAUGGAAAGAAAUCGGCCCCGAACAGCUGAUGGACUCCAAGUUGAAAUGUGUUUUUGAAAUGCCAGUCGAACAGAACGAAAGUCAAGAGGAAGCCACUAAAGCUAGUCCUAAAGCUGCGGUUGCGGCGGUACCCAAUAACGCCAUAGAUCCGGAAUUGCAGAAAGCGGCCGAAGAGGUUCAACAACUUAGGGAAGAAGAAAGUUCGUUGAGGCAGGAGAAUCUCCGACUUAAGGAGGAAAUUCUUCAAUUAAAGCUGGCAGCAGGAGCGCGAGUGACCCAGACCAACCGAUACGCACCUCCAGCGCAACAGCAGAACAUCCCAGUAAUAUACAUGGCUGUGGCUGUAAUUUUGGGCUUCUUAGGCAUCGUAUUGGGCAAGUUUGUCCUCUGAGACCCUCCUUAGAGACUUAGCGUGGUGUUACUCAGUUUACCAUGCCCAAACUCCAAUAUAUUGUAUAUUUAUUACAGUUACUUCAUUAUUAUCUACUGUAAAAUAAAAUUUCUUGUGCAUACUUAACGGGUGUGCUGUUUUGGUUGCAUCUUUAGACCAAUCGGUUCAUUGCCAAUCUUAACAUUGUCAAAAAACAGUUUAGUAUUAGAUGGAGGAGGGUGGUGUGUUGAGGUUGGAGGGAAUACUCGGUUGGUCGUUUUUUUACAGAGUGUUUAUUAAAAACGUAGCUAAACGAAUUUAAAUGUCGGAAACUGUUUUAUUUGGAAUAUAGAUGUUUGAUUUUUUUUCAUCUCAGCAGUCGCAAAUUAGAACUAUAUAUACAAUAUAUGGCAAGUUUACUUACUAGCCAUCUUUUGGACGUUUCAUGCCUUAAGUUUUCAUUUCGUAUACAGUGACAGUUCAAACGAACUUGUUGCUAAAUUUGGAUACAUUUUAAGGUGAAUGUUGUUUUCAUACACGCACUGACUGUACAUAACUUUGAACUUUCUCUGUAUACUCAAUGUGUCAAGCAACCUUCCUGCACUGUUGUUUUAAAUAAAAGUCACAAUUGUGUUAGAUCUAUUUAUUUUGUUUUUAAUUUAAUGUUUUAAUAUUGGGGAAAGUUGCUUGACUCUUGCAUUUUUUAAUUUUUCUUAGUAUUUGUGGUAAUAGUUGAGUCAUUUUGUAAUUGUUAGUUAGAAUCGAGCACUUGCCAAGGUCCAUUGAGAGAGUUCACUUUAGAAUCACGUAAUUCUUGCAUUUGGGUUUCAAACAUCCUACUUUAGACUAGGUCCACUUCAUAUUAAUGUGGUGCUGUCGUAUUUACAUUUUUUUUAUUCAUCCUUGGACUUGAUAUUACAUUAAUUUGACAUGAAAGAGAUUUUUACAUGUGUCUGUGAGUUUUGUUAACUUAUAGAUUUAGGGCAAAUAAACAUCUAAAAUUAAUAGUAGUAAGAACUUGGCUUGGUGCGAUUGUUCAUAUGUAUUAUAUUUUAACACGUUGUACUAUUUUAUGCUAGCCUGGUAAGUGUAAGUAACUUCAGUGAAUAAACUAUACUUCAUUACUUACUCAUACACUUUUUGUAAGCCGUUAUCUUUCCAUACAAGUAAAUGCAUAUAUUAAUUGAACCGAUGUAAAACAUAGCAAAUUAUAACUGACAUGUUGCAUUCA
This is a messenger RNA of Tribolium madens (black flour beetle), 2042 nucleotides long. RefSeq names its product vesicle-associated membrane protein-associated protein B (gene Vap33). Gene Ontology annotation, biological process: endoplasmic reticulum membrane organization. NCBI's taxonomy places the organism in Eukaryota, Metazoa, Arthropoda, Insecta, Coleoptera, Tenebrionidae. Bases 128 to 832 code for a protein of 234 amino acids. Gene Ontology annotation, cellular component: plasma membrane; endoplasmic reticulum membrane. Gene Ontology annotation, molecular function: FFAT motif binding. The transcript has 4 exons. The record is from RefSeq and is a predicted model, not a curated record.